GCGUGUGCUCUUUCAAGCUAGUUUCGCUUCAAAGUGUAAGAUUCUUCGUCCUAAUUAAUCCUUCAAAGUGAAAAUAGUGUCAAACAAAAUGCACCUUUUAUUGCAUUUUAUACAACUAUACUUUUAAAAGAAAUUUCAGAAUUAACCAAGUAUUAUUAAUAUUGUUAUGAAAAAAGUUCUAUUAUUUACAGAAGCUUGAUCUGUAAUAAUUUUAUUAAUGAAAUCAAUUGUAUAACAGUGAUAGAAUUAAUCAACUUGCGAAGCAUCGCGCCGUUAUUACGUAUAAAUGUACGUAUAAAUGUGCCUUUGGGUAUUGGCCGAUUUUUUAAAAUUAAUUUCUUAAUAGUUAUUACAAAAAUCGUAAAAUGGUAAAGGACUUCUUCUUCUCGGUUUCGCCUAUUCUACCUGCAUAUGAUGAUACGGUUAUUAUCGGACACCCUGUAUAUAUAUAGGUGUGUGUGUGUGUGUGUGUGUGUGUAUGUGAUUAUCGCAUUUCAAUAAUGUAUCUCAAAUGAGCUUAUGUUAAUAACGCACUCUGCAUUAGCCUAAAAUUCGAUAAAUAAUCAACAAACUAAGAUAAAAAUAUUACUUUUGUGAAUAAAAAGUUGUUUAAGUGAUAAACUUACAAGUUUGCGGCAGAAUUGAUAAGCGUACGUUUACAUAAAAAAUUAAGUCCCUUCUAGAAGUAAUAUUAGUCGUUCCGUAAAAUUCGGAUAAAAAAGCAAGUGCACAUCAAAACUGUGUCCAGAAAAUAUUGUUAUUUGCGAUCAUAAAUAUGCGAUUUUUUUGGUUUUAUUCUAUCAUGCCGCUAUCUGCAUCAGCAAUUGUACUGAUAUUUUUGAUAAGCAUUAAUGCUCAGUUUUGUAAAGCAUCCUUUUUCUGGAAUCAGUCAACUAUUUCAACACAUCAGAACUCCAUGCAUUUUUCAACCCCAGAAGAAUGUGCACGUGAAUGCAAAGAUAAUGAAUCAUCAAAAUAUUGUUAUUAUCAGUUUGUCCUUGAAUAUUAUACAUCAAAUAAUCGUGCGUGUGACUAUUGUGAACAACCAGUGAAUAAUUCGGGAAUUACUUCGUCAUGUGAAUGCGUUAUAGGUGAUGGAUUUGAAAAAACAAUAUUUUCCAUCAAUCGUAUGAUUCCAGGUCCAAGUAUUCAGGUUUGCAGAAAUGACUAUAUUAUCAUUGACUUACAAAACGAAGCCGAAGGUCUUGAAGCGAGUAUACAUUGGCAUGGAAUUUUUCAAAAUGGGUUUCAAUAUUUUGACGGUGUACCAUUUCUGACGCAAUGUCCAAUUCCGUCAACUAAUACCUUCAGGUAUCAAUUUGUGGUAAAAAAUGCAGGUACACAUUUUUAUCAUUCACAUAUAUCGGUGCACAUGAUAGAUGGACAGUAUGGAUCUUUUAUCGUACGCGAUUCGCCACUAUUGAAUCCGUUUUACAAUUUGUACGAUAUAGAUCGUCCAGAACACGUGAUGGUUAUCAGCGACUGGUUUCACGAAUUAUCAUUAGAACGUUUUCCUGGUCGAUAUAGAAAAAAUCGUGGGCAAAUCCCGGAAAAUUUUUUAAUCAAUGGUAGAGGAAAUUGGACGGAUCCUUCAUCUGGAGUAAGCACAAACGUUGCACUUUCAAUGUUUAUAGUUGAAAAAGGCAAACGAUAUAGAUUUCGCAUGAUUAAUGCAUGCAGUACAGUUUGUUUGAUUGAAGUAAAAAUUGAAAAGCAUCCCGUGCAGAUAAUAGCCACAGAUGGUGAAAAUGUGAAGCCAGUACAAGGGAUAGAUGCAAUUACUAUGGCUUCAGGUGAACGUGUUGAUUUUAUUUUGAAUGCGAAUCAAACUUCGGGUUAUUACUGGAUACAUGUACGAGGACUUGGAGAAUGUGCAGAAAGAAAUGCAGGAAUAUAUCAAUUAGCAAUCCUUGCCUAUAAAGGCAGUUCUAAAUCGUCGUUAUCAUCAUAUCCAGGAUAUUUUUUCGGUGUAUCCAGAAAUAUUUUUAAUCCACCGAAUUCUACAGAAUGUGGGAAUGGCUUUUGUGUGGAUCAGUUAACCAAAAUCUACUUUCCUGACGAAAAUAUAAUACCGUUAUAUCAGAAACCAGAUGAAUUAAUUAUAAUGUCUUUUAAUUUUUUUAACUACAGUGAGCCGUUAUUAUUUAACUCCAAAAAUCAAGAAUAUAAACAUUUCUAUGGUAAAUAUUGUUGCUAAACUAUAGAACAACAAAGCAUCAUAGCAUUUUUUUGAGUCUAUUUUACAAUCAUUUCUUUUAUUAUAAUUUUUAUAAAAUAUUGAUAUUUUUGCUGAAAAAAGUCUAAGAUAAAAAAUCUAACUAUCAUUUAUUAAUUAUUAAUAUGCUUUUAGUAAU
Formica exsecta is the source of this 2354-nucleotide messenger RNA. RefSeq names its product laccase-like. Gene Ontology annotation, cellular component: plasma membrane. Gene Ontology annotation, biological process: iron ion transport. The record is from RefSeq and is a predicted model, not a curated record. Gene Ontology annotation, molecular function: oxidoreductase activity; copper ion binding. The transcript is spliced from 8 exons. Lineage: Eukaryota; Metazoa; Arthropoda; Insecta; Hymenoptera; Formicidae. The coding region runs from base 776 to 2197 and encodes 473 amino acids.